UUGUUCAGCAUUUAGAUAAGCGAAAGCUGUUUACUCAAAUGAAAACACGUGUCUUUUAACUACCACUACCAUGGAUAAUAUUUCAGUCAUUUUGCGAGAUGUGUACGGAGAAUUUCGGCUGGGAGCACGUCCUAGCAAUGAUGUCCAGGAGUUGGCAUCUUUCAUCAACGCAAGUAUCAGCAGUCCCUCUGUUCCCGAGACCCAUCUUGCAACUUCCAUUGAAUCAGAACAAACUGGCCUUAAUUAUAAGGGCACCGUGUAUCAGCCAAGAUUACAAGACACUCUGCUGAAUCUCUCACUUGUGGAAAAAAUGUCUGUCAAGUUAUUGGAUCCAAAACUAUCAGACAUCCUCAAACUUUAUAUUCAAAAUCUGUUUCGGGUACUUCAGGAAGAAUAUACAUUAAUUUCAAGCCUUGUCCUGUAUUUUGGUAACAAGGAUAGAUUGCUGUCUCACUUGGCAGCAAAGUGUGUGUCCUCCCUCCUCAUCUGUGAACUGCAAAGCUCAGACUCAUGUGGUGUGGUAAUGGAAAGUCUUUGUGAUGAAACCUUCCAAAUGCACAGUUUAUGCCACCGAUGGGAUUGUGGCCUCUGGUCCCUCACUACUGCCAUUAAAAGUCUGCUCAAAACAAACAAUGAACACAAGUCAGAACAAAUCGAGAAACUCCUCACCAGGAUUGACUCUGGGGUCACGUCCAUGUAUUCAUGGCUUCUCCAGAGCCCCAACUUUUUGGCAGCAGAUGGAUGGGGGACAACACUCGCCACGUUCAUGGACCUACUCGACGCUCUUACCGCUGCCCGUUUCCGAUUGGGCACCUGCGUCUCAAGCCAGAGGCUGCUGUUCACCCGGACGCCAGCACUCCUGCAGCUGAUGCAGAGUCAGGCCCAGUACUUUGUGAAGAGGCACGUGCUUUUGCUCCUGAAGAGAACCGUGCUGCAGAGGUCCGGAGAGGACUGGCUCCCUGGAGCUCUGAGCUCUACGGCAUUGCACAGAGAUCCCCAUCUGGCUGAGGAUAUGGGCCUGCUGACCGGGUCAGUGCUGCAGGCGGUGGACUGUGGGUGGUUGCAGCACGUGCCCGUGAGAGCCAGUCCUAGCUUCUUUGGUGGGACCAUGCAGAUGGGUUCGGAUGGCAGAGCAGACGAUGUAAUGCUGAGGGCAGUGAGCAUGGUUCUUCUCAAGUCGCUGGAGUACCAUUCCCAAGCUGCUCAUCUCAAAAGUGGCAGCCAGGCCAUUUAUACUUCGUCGUAUCUAAAAGAGUUACUCCUCUUCCUGAGGCGCCACAGUGUUCCGCUACGAAAUAGCCAUCAUGGCUGCCUGUGCGUGUCCGUGGUGUUUGGGGACCAGGACGAUGACAUGGUCGAGGCUGCCAGAGCUUUGCUCAUCCUCCACACCCGUCAGAAAAAUGUGGGUGGUUCUCCAGAGGCCACUGGAUGCUGUGAGACGGGGUCAAACCCCCACUGCCACUUCGUCGUCCUCCUCAGAGGUCUGGCCUUCGACCACUCCGUCCUCCUGGACUUCCUCAUCUCCUCCGAAACCUGCUUCCUGGAAUACGUUGUCCGCUACCUGAAACUGCUCCGUGGCGACUGGGAAGGCUUCAGUCGCUCAUGUCAGAUCUUGGAGCCUCAAAGGUGCAACAGGUGGACAGUGAACAGUGGCGGCUUUGUCUUAUCUCAUCAUGGCAAAUCAGCUGUUGGUGAAGCAGAGCAAUCUCAUUCAAGUGACGGUCGGGGUGAGGUCGGUGCUGCUGGGGCGUCACAGGCUUGUCCACGACUGGUGGACUAUGGGAGCUCAUCUGAAGAAGAAGAAGAAGAGGAGGAGGAGGAGAACAUGAAGGAUGAGAAGGAGAUGAAGGAGGUGAAAGAGGAGAAAGAACAGCAUCACCAGCAGCAGGAGGAGGAGGAGGAGAUGGAGAUGGAUGUUUGCGUGAGUUUGCCUGAAAUGGGCCAGAGAGUUGCACCAGGAUCUCUAAGCAAAGAUGGAGGCCAGCCGUCCAUCUCACUGCCAGACUGCAAACAGAGGCUUGAUCCAAGCAAUGAUUCAGUAGAUGUUGCCAAGCACACAGACACAUCUGUAGCCCGAAAAGUAGUUCUUUGCCUCAGGGAGUUGAAGACUGUUAUAAUAAGGUUACAGAGAAAGAAUUUGUUUCCAUAUAAUCCAGUCUCACUUGUGAAGCUCUUAAGUGCAAUUGAAGAAAAGAGUGGAUUGUUUUGCUAGCUUUCAGAACUCAUCAUUUGAAAUGACAUGUCGCUAUACUGUGUAUAAUGACAAAUAUUUUUCUACCUGUAUGUUUGAAGUGCAUUUAUCUUCAAAUAAGAAUUGGUUAUUCAGCCUUUUCAUAAUUAAUUCCCCGUUGGAUCCUCAUGAGGUCAGGUGAAAUGUAGUAGUCACCUAGCUUGGGAAAUCCCAUGCUGCUUUGCACAAUUCUUCAAUCUGAAAGACAGCAUAAAAUCUAUCCCUCAGCGAGGGUUCCCAAUCAUGGUCUCCAAUCAGAGAGCAGGAGGGCUUGGAAAGACAAUGACUGCAGUUUGUUUGGAUAGAUACAAUUGACAAGAUUGGCUAUGGGCUUCGUAUGCCAAAUGAUACACAUUUGUAACACCCAAUAAACAUCCUUCGUCGAUCAUAAACCACACACCCUCUACGGGGUUUACAGUAGGCAGGUCUCCAGACCUUAUCUCACUUGUGAUGAGGUCUGGUGGUAACCUGGCAAGUAGCCACCCACAUUAUUGACACGUCAUGGCUUACAUUGUAGGGAAUUUUCAUUGGCUUUUCUGACUUGGAGACAAUGUCAUGACUGUAACACAACGUACGAUAAUAUGAAGUAGCUGCAAAUACUGUACUCUUCUAACACAUUUCUGUGAAUAUACAGCUCCAGGCCACUUUAUUAGAAUAGCAUGAAAAAGUUGAUUUAUUUCCAUAAUUCCAUCAAUAAUAUUAAACUGUCAUGGAUUGUAGAUGCAUGGCCCAGUUGUUUAACUAUUCCAAUCAUUCAAGUUUUUCUUUUUACAUAAUUUGGCCUUCCAGCUCAAAAAACCCAUGAAUUGGGAAAUUCGCAUUAUUAGAA
Engraulis encrasicolus (European anchovy) is the source of this 3059-nucleotide messenger RNA. RefSeq names its product lines homolog 1 (gene lins1). Lineage: Eukaryota; Metazoa; Chordata; Actinopteri; Clupeiformes; Engraulidae. The transcript is spliced from 6 exons. The coding region runs from base 71 to 2212 and encodes 713 amino acids. The record is from RefSeq and is a predicted model, not a curated record.